Molecule: messenger RNA, 1386 nt
Organism: Truncatella angustata
Lineage: Eukaryota; Fungi; Ascomycota; Sordariomycetes; Amphisphaeriales; Sporocadaceae
Exons: 1
Coding region: 1-1386 (461 amino acids)
Biological process (GO): proteolysis
Molecular function (GO): metallopeptidase activity
Source: RefSeq, a predicted model, not a curated record
AUGUCAAGCUCUAAGCCAUGUGCACAUACACAUCUCCAGCACGAGACAUCAGCGUACGCGAAUAUUGCGGGCUUCCAUCGUCCAGAUGCUGACCGUCGACUUGCUGCAACGACCAAGUCCGGGCGAAACCCGUGGAAAGUCAAAGGCAUCAGAGACACCACCAUUGAGUCAGAAAUACUCAAGUCGGCCCAAGAGCUUGCAGUUGCGUUUCCCGCUCCGUUAGUCUUGCCAAACGAUCAUCUGGCCUUGGACCCCAAGGAUCCGCCCCAAAGCUUUCGAUCCUGGCUACUGGAAGGAGAACGCAAUAAGCCGACGAAGAGGCGGAAGACGCUAUAUGUAGCAUCAGUGCCCGAGAUCACGAAACAGAUGCAGCACAUGAGCUCGUGGUUAAAGCCAAAUAUCGCGGAUGGCGGCCACAACAAGCAGUCCCAAGCCCCUGCUUCUGCAAUGGAGCCUCUCCUCGCCAAGGACUUUGUCGACUACCUCGGCGCGUUCUAUCACGGUAUGAGCGUGAAGCCAUUCCCACAACGCCUACAGUUUGUCCCUUGGGCAGAGAAGAGGACUAGCGGCGCCAAGGAGAAUCAUGUCGGUCUUACGAUUGAACAGAAAUGCGUCCGCAUACGCGCAAGACCAUCACCGGACGGCAUAUUCUCAGGGCAAUUGAACCUCGAAGAUAUACUAGACGCUGCAAUUGAAAUGCUUCCCACAGAUGCGUAUGCCCUCGUGCUGUUGAUAGACCACGAUAUGUACGAAGACGAAGACGACGACUUCUGCUGUGGCCGAGCAUACGGAGGCAGUCGUGUAUGUGUUGUCUCAUCGGCAAGAUACCAGCCUGUGCUCGACCAGUUUGAAAAUAUCGACUACAAUCACAUGUGGCCAGCAUCGCACUGCAAGUCCUAUGUAGAUAAAAUCUGCAGGAUGGGAGGCAUGACCACAUCCAAGCAGAAGCCCCAAAUGCCGUUGACUAGAUUAUCACAUCUGCGCUCAGCGAUUGACGAAGCGAAUGGUGACACCACAUCAGGGAGCCUACAAUAUCAGCGCGGGCUGUGGCUGUCUCGCCUGGUGCGAACAGUAUCCCACGAGCUUGGGCAUUGCUUGGGGAUGGGCCACUGUAGCUAUUACGCCUGUGUCAUGCAGGGAACAGCUGGCAUGGCAGAGGACCUGCGACAGCCUCCUUAUUUGUGUCCAGUAUGCCUUAGCAAGAUCACGCACGCCGUCGCGUGGGAAUUGCAAGGUCUCGACGAGGAACUCAAGCAGAAUUAUAUCACAAAACGUUACGAGGCAUUGAUCGAGCUUUGUGACAAGUGGAAAUCCGUUGGUAUGUUUGCUGCAUAUGGUGCAUGGCUGCGGGCAAGAUUGGAGCCUGUAAACUUUGGCCAACCAUAG